CCUUAAAUUAACCAAAACAGUUUAAAGUUCCGACAAGAAACCUCGCCGGCCAAAACUGCUUCCCAUGGAACAUCCUCGUCCACUGUCGCUCGUCUUACCGCAUCCGGACAAACUUUCCGGUGCAUCACUAGGCUUUCUCGAUGGUAACUUCGAUGACCUAAGAGAUCUCCUCCUACGCGCUUCGAAUCUAACCUCUCAUCUAAAACACGACACUUCUCAUCUACACGACCGCCUUCUCCAUCUCCGUACGGAUCUGACCAAACACGCCGUCUCCUGGAUCUCCACCUCUCUCUCCGCUAAAAACUCUCUCGAUGAUCUCAGACUUAACCUCGAAAGCCUCAGUCUCGUUACAUCUCUCCCUCGGAGUAAGGAUGCUGUCAGAAAGCAAAGGGAACAUGAGUUACAGCAACUAGUUGAGGAGCUGUGUCGGAUUCAGAACAGGCGCAUAUAUCUCAUGACUGCCUUAAAGCUGGAAAGUCUGGUCGGAGAUCUUGAAGAUUCAGUGUUUCAUCCUAUGAGAGGAAGAAGUAUGCUUCAUGUUCCUGUAUUCAACCAUGCUAUUAAGACAAUGAAUGAGAUUGAACAAGUGCUUGGUGAUGUCACAAGGCAUCACUCGCAGUGGCGGCGCCUUGUUGAUACUGUCGAUGGCAGAGUAGAUAAAAGCUUGUCCAUUCUACGGCCACAGAUUAUCUCAGAGCACAGAACCCUUCUCUCAUCUCUUGGCUGGCCACCGAAACUAGCGUUAUCCAAAGAUGCGGGAGGAGAUAUCCCUAAUCCUCUAGUGCUGAUGCAAGGAGACCAAAAGGAAUCUUACUCCCAAAGCUUUCUUCUCCUCUGUGGUUUACAGCAACUCAACACCCUCAAGGAAAAACGGAAGAAGAAGCUUUGUAAAGAAAGUAAUGGCGCUGGACUCUGGGCGAUCGAUGAACUGGUGAUACCCGUUGCCUCUCGGAUGGAGUAUCACUUCGCGAAAUGGGAUCAAGAGCCUGAGUUUAUCUUUGCCCUUGUGUAUAAAGUCACAAGCGACUUUGCUGAUGGUGUUGACGAUCUCUUGCAGCCUUUGAUCGACAGAGCUAUGUUGGUUAGCUGUAGUGCUAAAGAGGCUUGGGUUUCAGCUAUGGUCCAGGUACUAUCUUGUUUCCUAGAGAAGAAAGUGUUUCCUCGGCUUGUAGAGAUGGUCAAGGAGAAGAAGCACUUGAAAUCUGAAGGUGUUGUUUCCUCGUGGUUCCAUCUUGUUGAUCAGAUGGUUACAUUUGAUAAACGGAUGCAAACGUUUGUGAGCUCAGACACUUGUCUUGCUUACGAAGGCUCGUUUUCUCAAGGUAUGUCAGUAAUGGGACUAUUUUGUAAGAGACCUGAGUGGCUCAAGACGUGGGGCAAGAUUGAGCUGAAGGAUGCUUAUAGAAAACUUAAAGAGGAUAUCAAGAAGGAGAAAGCUUGGGAGGGAACUAGGCUUGGUAAUGAAUCAAACUCACAGUCUGCGAAGUAUGUUCUGUCUACAAGAGAAGAUUAUAAAGCGCCGUUUGUAGCAGAGACUUUUCUUAGUAAGACUUGGACGUUGAUAGACCAUGGUCUAACUCUACCAACCAUUCUUCCGAGAAUCCAGUUUGUAAGAGCUACUGCCACCAAGUUUCUCUGGUAUGUAUUCAAAACCCUGUUGCUGGAGUUCAAGAAGACUGAUCUCUCUGACCAUAGCUCGUUUGAAGAUUCACUGAUACAAGCCUGUGGACCUAUUAAUACUGCUCGGUAUCUCGAAUCGAAACUACGGGAAUGGAGUGAUGAUUUGGUGUUUGUAGAGAUGUGGGCUGCUGAAACUAGUGCCAAUGUUGGUAGAGAAACUGAACUUUCCUGCAAUGGUUGCUUUUUUGGGGAAGAACUGAAGAGUCUUGUUGAGUUGGAAACAAACUGGCUUAUGGAGAUUAUAACUGUUUGUCUCCACCAGUUCGACAAUCUUUGCGGUGACCACUUCCACAACAAUGUGGAGCCAUGGGAGGAGGAGGAUGUCAUCACCGGCCUAACAGUGUCCCGAGGUGUUGCAGAAGCUUUGGACUGUUUAAGACGAGAACUCGCUGUUCUUCAGCUAAACAUGAACCGAAAAGACUUCAUGGACUUGUGGAGGAAUCUAGCGGAAGGGCUUGACCAUUAUGUUUCUUGUAAGUUUUUCGUAGGAGGAGAAGCUGUUUUGAUGAUGAGAAGGUUUGAAGUGGACGCAGAGGCACUUAUGAUGGUGUUUCAGCCUUACUGUGUUCGUCCUGCUGCAUUCUUCCCUCGCGCGAGAGAGAUUCUGAGGCUGUUGAGUAUGAAUGAGGAAGAGAAGGCACGACUUAGAGGAGCUUUAAGUCGAAAUGGAAGUAGUUGUUUGGGUUUGUUUGGUAUUUCUAACUUGUCUCCUCAACUUGUGGAACAGUUUUGUAGGUGUUACUAGUCAUGAGUGGCAUUAUGUAUUAUGAAUCCCAACAAAUAUAGUCUGGUCUGUUAAAAC
Molecule: messenger RNA, 2482 nt
Organism: Brassica oleracea var. oleracea
Lineage: Eukaryota; Viridiplantae; Streptophyta; Magnoliopsida; Brassicales; Brassicaceae
Product: RINT1-like protein MAG2L
Exons: 4
Coding region: 65-2425 (786 amino acids)
Biological process (GO): endoplasmic reticulum to Golgi vesicle-mediated transport; regulation of ER to Golgi vesicle-mediated transport; retrograde vesicle-mediated transport, Golgi to endoplasmic reticulum
Cellular component (GO): Dsl1/NZR complex
Source: RefSeq, a predicted model, not a curated record